Messenger RNA from Trichoplax adhaerens, 1134 nucleotides. RefSeq lists its product as uncharacterized. NCBI's taxonomy places the organism in Eukaryota, Metazoa, Placozoa, Uniplacotomia, Trichoplacea, Trichoplacidae. The transcript is spliced from 5 exons. The coding region runs from base 1 to 1134 and encodes 377 amino acids. The record is from RefSeq and is a predicted model, not a curated record. Gene Ontology annotation, biological process: protein transport. Gene Ontology annotation, cellular component: cytoplasm.
AUGUUACCUUUUGUAAGAAUAUUUGCUAUCGAAUUAAGCCAAACUGAAGAAGUUUAUUAUCCUGGCCAAGCUAUACAAGGGACUGUUAUUCUGGUAUUAAAGAAAGAUAUUCAAAUUUAUCGCAUUAAAGUUCGCUUAUUUGGAAGAGCUAAAUCCAGAAUACAACAUUAUGAUCGUCGUCAGGAUAAAUGGAAAACUUAUACAGAAGAAGAAGUUUUCGUCGAUGAUGCUAAAUCCGUAUUUGGCCAAGAAUCAGCUAAGAAGGAAGAAUCAGGAAAUACUUUAGAAAAAGGAAGACACGAUUUUCAAUUUCAUUUUAAUUUACCCAAUGCCAAACUGCCUUCGUCAUAUGAAGGUAGUAAAGGCAAUAAUAUUCGCUAUUUUAUUGAAGCUUGGAUCGAAAUGAAGGAAGAAAAUAGCAAUCCAAUCGUUACGAAAACAUUUACUGUGUUAGAAUAUAUUGACUGCAACUUAGUGGAUCGAAGAACUCCUUAUGCUGUAAUGGAGGCAGAAAAAUAUUUUUGCUGUUUCCUUUGCCGCCAUGGACCUCUUCGAAUUUUAGCAUCGCUCGAUCGCAAAGCGUAUUGUCCAGGCGAAAAUAUUCAUCUUCGAGAAAUCCAAAUCGAAAAUAAUUCCAAUGUGGCUGUUGAUGCUGUCAAAAUGAAAUUAGUUCAGAGUGUCCUAUAUAAAGCUAGAGGUCGACGUAGUAAAGGAGAAAAGAUUUAUGCUAAUAAAAAAACGACACUUCCUUUAUCAAAGGAUACGGCUACCUUAAAGAAUGAAACUUUAACUAUUCCAGCACUACCGCCAACUAUUACAUCGCGCCCAAUUUCAAUCAGUUACUUUGUUAAGGUCUAUUUAGAUAUUCCACGAGCAUUUGAUCUACAUUUAACAUUUCCAAUUGAAAUUGCUACCAUUCCUAUUCAACGUACAAGAAGCAUAGUCCAUUCACUACUACUAGAUCCAAAUGCUAUUAAUAACGCUUUGUUAUCGUCAUCACUAGCAUUAAAAGAAUCAGAAAUGGAGGAAAAUGAUGCUGAUGAAAAUGUUAUUACAACACAACCUAAGCCAGUCUUAGGGCCUAUAGCAAAAUUUAAAACGAAUGAUUCUAUUGCCUCAGCAUUAUCCUGUUAG